This is a messenger RNA of Mytilus trossulus (common blue mussel), 1293 nucleotides long. Its product is annotated as BTB/POZ domain-containing protein 19-like. NCBI's taxonomy places the organism in Eukaryota, Metazoa, Mollusca, Bivalvia, Mytilida, Mytilidae. Bases 155 to 1042 code for a protein of 295 amino acids. Gene Ontology annotation, molecular function: protein binding. The transcript is spliced from 8 exons. The record is from RefSeq and is a predicted model, not a curated record.
GCCAUUACGAGUUUAUUUGCCGUUAUUGAAUACCUGUUUCACAGAUGACGGCGAAUACAGUCCAAAUGUUGUUAAACAAUCACGUUCUCAAUUUCUCGAAUGUGACCUUCCGAUUUAUAAUUUACACCAGGUGUUUGAAAUAAAAUACUCCAAAAUGGCGAACGAAAAAACUAUGAAGGGGAAUAUAGAAGAAUUUGCCGUCCAGAUGAAAAGAUUGGUGAACAACAAAGAACAAAGUGACAUUAAAUUUUUGAUCGGAUCCAAUAGAAAACCAAUAUACGCACACAGAUGCAUCCUAGCCAAUCGAUGUGCUGUUUUCAAGGCAAUGUUUCAAGAUCAGGCACAAAGAGCUGGUGUGGUAGACAAUACUGUCCCUUUUGUUCUGGCAGACAUGACACCGGAUAUAUUUCUUGCUGUGAUGGAAUUUAUCUACACCAACUGUGUAACACUGACACCAAAAAUUGCUAUUGAUUCGCUAGGAAUAGGAUUAGAAUACGGGCUAGAAGAAUUAAGAAAGCUUGCAGGCCACUAUUUGAUAGAGAAUUUAGCAGUCCACAAUGUUUGCGAAUGUUUACAAGCAUCGAUAGUGUUCGCCCAGAAUGAACUCAAAGACGCAUGCAUCUUAUAUAUUGAUAAGCACACCGAGGAUGUGUUUAAAUCAAAGGGAUUUGCAGAGCUGUCCGAAGAAUCAUUGGUGGAGUCACUAAAGAGCGAUGGUUUAACAAUGGACGAAUCGAAGAUACUGAAAUACAUAAGAGACUGGGCACAAGUGAAUUCUGUCGUUCUUAAGAAGCCAUAUGUAGAGAUAGGAAAGAAAGCAGUAAAACAGAUAAGAUUAACACUUUUUACCCCAGAAGAAAUAGAGAAAAUUGAGGUUGAAAAUAGAAAAGAACCCUUUGUACCAAUCGAGUGCUUCAGCGUAGCAUGGAAGUUUCAUGCAACAAAGAAAAGCGACAGUGGUAAUCCUCUUAUGAGAGUUCGCAAGGGCACAGACAGCAGGGAACACCACACUUACUUGUUAACCGAAGCGCCCUCAGCUUAAACCUAGAUGAAUUUGACUUGACUGAGAGAACUGCUAGAUGCUUUUUAUAUAAAAAAAAAAAAAAAAAAUGUCUGUUGUUGUUCCUUAUUUGACAUUUGUAUUUAAUUGAGCAAGCACAGGACCACAUAUUUGUCUCAUUUGAGAUGACAACUUGCAAACAGUUAUGCAGCACAUUAAUAUGUGAAUAAAAAAGGAAACUGACAAGCUAAUUUUAUAACAGGGUUAUUAUAAGAAUGUUUUUAAAUAUGAAG